Rubroshorea leprosula is the source of this 4987-nucleotide messenger RNA. The record is from the annotation of a GenBank genome assembly. Lineage: Eukaryota; Viridiplantae; Streptophyta; Magnoliopsida; Malvales; Dipterocarpaceae.
AAUCGGUAUGCCAACCAAUAUUCCUUUUGUUAUUUUUUCAAAAUUGCUUGCUCUUUCCAAUGACAAUCACCAAGUCCCUUUUAUUCGUCAAAAUCAUCAUUGAGUUUGAGUAGUCUGGUUUCAUUCAAAUUCCUCAUCCAUUCCAAACUCUGUCUCUCCACCAUAAAACUCUCAUUUUCUUUCGUGUAUAUUCUUUUUUCCUACUACAUGGCUAUUUCACCUCAUAAGUAAAAGAAAAAAUGGGAAAAAGAUCAACUUACCUGUGCCACACAAUGGAACUCGGGCCUGUGGUUGUGCAACCUCUAUUAUCAGCUUCUUUUGAGUGGCUGCUCCAAAAGGUGGAUAAUUUCACUUCCAGUAGAUCCUACAGGUUACAAGGAGAGGUCCACGUGGAGCUCCAAAAAUGGAAGUCCUUUUUACCACAUAUUCGGGAUGUGCUCAUGGAUGCAGAAGAAAAGCAAAGGGCUGUUAAUUCCAUCAAGACAUGGCUUGAUGACCUCAAGGACUUAGCUUAUGAUAUGGAAGACAUUCUGGAGGAAUUCACAACUAAUGGCUUGAGGAGUAGCUUGAUUGCAGAACCUCAAUGUGCUAGCACUACCAGUAGAUGCAUCCCUGCGUGCUUCUCUUAUUUCAAACAUAGUGAUUCCAUGUUUGAUUCCAACACCAUUUCUAAGGUGAAGGCUAUUUCUAAUAGGUUGCUGAGCAUGACAGGAAGAUCAAACACACUCGGCUUACUGAGUUUAACCAUGCAAGCUGGAGAAUGGCCAGAUAAAGUAGAUGUUGCGAGGGUGCCCACUAGUUCCCUACCCGAUUCUCAUGUUUAUGGACGUGAAACUGAUAAAGUAGCUGUUCUUCAAAAGUUACUAAAUAAUGAAAGCAGUUCCCAAGGAUAUUCUGUAAUUCCUAUUGUUGGGAUGGGAGGAAUAGGCAAGACCACUUUGGCUCAAAAUGUUUACAAUGAAGUGGGGCAGGGAAGCUUUGAGCUUAAGGCAUGGGUUUGUGUCUCUGAUCGAUUUGAUGUGUUAGGCAUUACAAGAUCCAUUUUGGAGGCAGUAUCUAGAGGCCGAUAUGAUUUGAGAGAUUUGAAUUUGCUUCAAGAAGAAUUGAAGAAAGAGUUAACAAGCAAGAAGUUUCUACUUGUUUUAGAUGAUGUUUGGAAUGAGGGUUACAGACAAUGGGAUACCUUGCAAAAACCUUUCCAAUCAGGAUCAGCUGGAAGCAAAAUAGUAGUAACAACUCGUAGCAAGCGUGUUGCAGAAAUCAUGGGUGGGAGUGACAGGAUUCACUAUCUAAAAGAGUUAGACUACAAACAAUGCUUGUCAAUUUUUGCUCGACAUGCACUGGGAGAAGAUAACUUUGAUGCACAUCCAUGUUUAAAAGAGGUUGGGGAAGAAAUUGUCAGGAGAUGUAAUGGAUUACCGUUGGUUGCAAAAGUCCUUGGGGGCCUCUUACGAGGUAAGCAUGGCUUUGAAGAUUGGAAAUUCAUAUUAAAGAAGAUGUUGAAUUUGCAGGAGGUCAAAAGCGAGAUUCUGCCAUCCUUGAUGCUGAGCUACCAUCAUCUACCUUCUCAUUUGAAGCAAUGUUUUGCAUAUUGUGCUGUGUUUCCUAAGGACUAUGAAUUUGACAAGGAGGAGUUAGUUUUCUUAUGGAUGGCAGAGGGGUUACUAAGAGAGGAAAAUCAAUUGGAAGAAAUUGGUCAAAGAUAUUUCCAUGAGUUACUUUCAAGAUCAUUUUUCCAACAGUCCACCAAGAAUAAAUUACGAUAUGUAAUGCAUGACCUCAUACAUGAUUUAGCUGAAUUUGUUGCUGGAAGAACUUGCUACAAUCUAGAUCUAGAGGAUAUGUCUGAGGUUAAUAAAAAAUUUGAAGUGAAUUUUGGAAAGGUCCGUUAUUUGUCAUUCUGCCCUCGCCUUUUUGACAUCUCUAAGAGGUUUGAAGUUUUGAAUGAAAUGAAGAGUUUGCGAAUGUUCAUUCCAACUAAUUCUGUUUUUGGUGGGAGUUAUUUAGCAAAGACAGUGGUGCUUGAUUGGAUACCAAAAUUAAGAUGCUUAAGGGUAUUAUCCCUUGAGAGUUAUAAAAUAAGAAAGCUACCGAAUUCAAUGGGAGAUUUAAAAUACUUGAAGUACCUUAAUUUCUCAAGAACUGAGAUCAAAAGCUUGCCCGAAUCCAUAGGCUCCCUUCUCCAAUUGCAAACACUGUCCUUAUUCUCCUGCAGGUAUUUUUCAAAGUUUCCUGUGAAAAUUGGGAACUUAAUUAGCCUCCAUCAUUUGGAUAUUAGGGGAGCAAAUUCCCUAAAAGAGAUGCCAUCUGGAUUAGCUAAUCUCAAACAUCUUUUGACAUUGGGCAAAUUUAUUGUGGGGAAGGAAAAUGGAUCCUUGAAAUUAUCUAAUUUGGAGAACUUUUCGCAACUUAAAGGAGAACUAUCUAUUCUAGAUUUGCAUAACGUUUCAAAUGCUCAUGAUGCUAAGAAGGCCAGCCUGGACAAGAUUGAUGGUCUUGAUUGGUUGCUCUUGCAAUGGACUUCUGAGUUUGGCAAUUCUAGGAAUGAAGACAAGGAAAUGGAGGUCCUUAGCUGGUUAAAACCACAUCUAAAAUUGAAAAGUUUCUCAAUUAUAUGCUAUGGUGGCAACCAAUUCCCAUCCUGGAUUAGUUGUCCGUCAUUUUCUAAUUUAUCAUACUUGAAGCUGUGCAAGUGUAGAAGAAGCACUUCGUUACCAUCACUGGGGCAAUUACCAACACUUAAAGAAUUGAUUGUGGAAGGCAUGGAUGCAAUAGAAACGGUGGAUUCUAAGUUUUAUGGGCACGGUACUUUUCAAUCUCUUGAGAAGAUGGAGUUUCGUGACAUGUUAUCUUUGAAAGAAUGGACUUCAACAAUAGAAAGCGGAGUGGGAUUCCCAUGCCUUUCUGAGCUUGUGAUUGAAAAUUGUCCUAAGCUGAUCGGAGAAUUACCUAGCCACUUGUCUUAUCUUAUAAAUCUUGUAAUCAGAGGAUGCCCAGAGUUAAGAUGCCCAUCAUCUAUGAGUCCUCAAUCACUACAAAAGCUGAAUAUUGAAGACUGCGAUGUGGCCCUUUUGAAUAGCAUGGCUGAUCUCACCUCUCUUACUAGCUUGGAAAUUAAGAGAAUUUCAGGUCUUGUUUGCUUGCCUAAGGGUUUUAUUGAGUCCUUGAUAGCCGUUAAGAAGGUGGAGAUUAAAGAAUGCUUCGAGCUUACUUGUUUAUGGGAGGAAGGUGCUGAGAUAGAAAACCUUAAUCGUCUUGAGAUAAUGAAUAUUGAGAGCUGUCCUCUGCUUGUUUCAUUGACGAGGAAAGAGCAGGGCCUUCUUCCUUUCAAUCUUAAAUAUCUCACCCUCUCAAAUUGUGCAGCUCUGGAGUCGUUAACUGAUGCGAUGAUGAUGAAUGUAGAUGGAAGCAGUAGCAGCAACAACACAUUGAGACUUGAAUCAUUAAGCAUCUACAAUUGUGAUUCUCUCAAGUCUUUACCCAACACUACGGUUAAACACUUGACAAUUAAUGGAUGUGUUAAUUUUGAGUUUUUACUAGAUGGAGUAUUAUUGCAAGAUGAUGGUGACAGCAAUAUCAAUCUUGAAUCUUUGAAAAUAGAGAAACUUCCAUCUCUAAAUUUUGUUGGGAGUGGUCAUCUGCCAGCUUCUCUCAAAAAAUUUAUUGUUGAAGAUUGCAAGAGGUUGGAAUCAUUUCCAGAGAGGCUGCUGCAACAUUGUAUGGGACUUGAAUCCAUACGAAUUGGGGAUUGUGAAGUAUUGAGAAGCUUAUCACUUGAUGGCCUCAGCAAUCUUCAAGAUUUGAACAUUGACGGAUGUGCAGUUUUAGAAUUCUUGCCAGAGAUGGGUCUCUCCUUGCCCAAUCUUAGGUCUUUGAGAAUUGCAGUUUGUCCAAGGUUGGAGCGCAUUCCUGAUGGGGGUUUGCCCCUAAACUUAACAGAUCUUACAUUAGAAAAUUGUCGAAACCUCAACUCCCUACCAAAUACAAUGAAUGAGUUUACAUCGAUUCAAAAACUGUGGAUAAGAGAUUGUCCAAGCAUCAAAUCCAUUCCAGAUGGGGGUUUUCCCCCAAACUUAACAAAUCUUAACUUAGACGGUAAGCAUCUGAAGCAGUUGGAACUGGGACGGGGCCUCCGCAAUCUUACCUCUCUUCAAAGCUUUAGCAUUUAUAACACAUGUCCUCCUCUUCUGGAUAUUGUGCUUCCUUCUUUAACAUCUCUCUGGAUACAAAAUGCAAAGAAUCUGAAAUCCAUACCCAUAGGGCUCCUCCAAAACCUCAACUCUCUUCAAGAAUUAUGGAUUUAUUUGUGCCCAAAGCUACAGUCCUUGCCGAGGAAAGGCCUGCCUCCGUCGCUUGGAUCUCUCUGGAUCGAUGGAUGUCCUCAUCUAAAACGACAACACUUUGAGGAGAAAGGAGAAUAUUGGUCUCUCACCCGUACCAUCCCUAACGUCCAAAUAGAUGGUUAUCAGGUACCAUAUUGCUGCCAGAACACUACUUGGGAAACCCAUAUUUUUGAAGAUAGCUUCCUUGUAGAUAACUCCAUGAUUCCUGCACCUGGACUAAGUUUGCAAAUUGUGUGUGCAAAACCAUCUUUACCAUUUGAUCUAGGGUGGGGAGCCUGCCAGAUGGGCAAGUAGACCAAGCUGUUGUUCUUUGGCAAUGUUUAAUUCUCAGUUAUUUCCAGUUAGCUUAAACAAUUCUCUUCAAUGUCUCUCUCCAUUUCUUUGAGAAAUAACCGAACAAUGUUGAAGGAACUGUCAUUUAAAUGCUUAAAGCUGUUCUUGAUGUUGUUCCAAUUGAUAAGCUUACUGUCUAUUUCCAUGAUACUUAUGGGCAAGCCCUUUCGAACAUUUUAGCAUCUCUUCAAGUAUGCAUUCUUUCUCAUUUUCAAUCUUUUAUGAUUGCUUCUCAACAUGUUCAUUUCCUUGUCAAGAUGAUUGUCAGAUGCAUGUCUUUUUGGCUAUUGCUAUAAAUUCAUGUAUGCAUU